AUGUGUAUCAAAGACCGUAACCCUAAUCUGUCUCCUUCCCAUCUGUUUGCUCCGCCGAAACCGCCCAUCUCAACCUCUCGUCUGGGCCGCUCUCACACCCUCCGUUCUCGCCGCUCUCACCCUCCGUUCUGCGCCGCUCUCACCUCCGUUCUGAGCUUUCACCCUCCGUCGUAUGCGGAUUUUCUCUCUGGUUCAAUUCCAUCUGCUUCCUCUCCUGUUUUGGGUUCUCCUUUUACCCAGAGAACCAGUGUCCCCCAGCAACAGCCAGCAGCGCCCUCACAGAUAAUUGAGGAUAGGUUACUCAACGAGCUGUUGUUGGCACCAGGACGAGAGCUUCUUCCGAAGCUGAGCCGAAAUGGUGAACCAAAUACUAGUUGGUUUAGGAAAAAAAAUCGCAAUGCCAUUUGCAAGUCUAUUUUGAAAUGCUUUCAUAGUCUCCUUGAUUUGCCAUAUCCGACUUAUGCCCACGUGCCAUUAGAAAAGCAGAAGAUGUGGCUCCGUUCAUUUGCUCAAGAUUGGAAUUGGGACCCUGCUAUCACCAGUGAGGUACGGACAGCCUUUAAUUUGCAGGCUAAAACUCAGUACAAGAGCAACAUGACUGAGUGGAAGAAAAAGUGGAAGCUGAAGAAGGAUAAGCCCACAGGUCUAAAUGAAGAUGUGUGGGUUGGGUUGCAAGCUUAUUGGCAACUCGAUGCUACUGCAUCUAUCGCUGAUACCAACUCUCAGAAUAGGCGAAGCCAGCGUGGUGGAAAAGGUUUAGCAAUACAUAAUGGUGGUGCUAAAACAAGAGAGGAACGAGAGAUAGAAAUGACUGCUGAAAACGAUGGUGUGCCACCAGAUUGGUUAGCAUUGAUGAGAGAUAUGCACACCAAUAAACAAACUGGUGAGGUGCAAGAUCCCGUCGCAAGAGAGUUGUUGGAAACUUUGACUAAGCUCAAGGAGGAUAAAGAAGCACAACUUCAGCAGUCUCAAUUGUUUGGCAAUGAUGGUGCAUCUACAGCUUCAAACAUGCUGUCCGGCGAAGAGAUCAACCAAAUCGUUCUUGAGAAUGUCCCUGUUAAGAAAGGUCGCCGCUAUGGUGUUGGUCGUGUUUCGGAGGGGAUCUCAUCCUCAUCUCAAGCCACCUUUUCUUCCCCGUCUCUUGUCCAUGAGAUGGAGCAGCUGAAGACUGAGCUUAUUGAAGAGCGGACAAAACGACAAGCUUUGGAGGACCAGCUUCGUUCUGUCACUGAUUUCAUUUCUCGAGUUUAUCCGGAGGAGUUCUCUGCUUCUCAAAGUCAACCUGACCAGUAA
Molecule: messenger RNA, 1293 nt
Organism: Brassica napus (rape)
Lineage: Eukaryota; Viridiplantae; Streptophyta; Magnoliopsida; Brassicales; Brassicaceae
Exons: 6
Coding region: 1-1293 (430 amino acids)
Source: RefSeq, a predicted model, not a curated record